GAAUCAUGUGACACAACGGAGACGACGCAAAAAACAUUCACCCGUUCACCGCAGACACACCGUCAUAAAGCCGUUUAACAGAGACGGCAACAGGCACUUGUGAGCCACUUGGGUUGAAACGCCUUAUUCCUCAAUUUACAAUGAAAUGAAGGGAACAUGGGGGCCAAGGAGUCGAGGAUCGGAUUCCUGUCGUAUGACGAGGCUGUCAGGAGAGUUACUGAUGUGGAACUGAAGCGGCUGAAAGAUGCCUUCAAGAGAACCAGCGGCCUCUCGUAUUACAUGACCCAGCAGUGCUUCUACAGAGAGGUGCUGGGAGAUGGAGUUCCCCCCAAAGUUGCCGAGGUGAUCUACUCCUCGUUCGGAGGCUCUUCUAAAGGCCUUCACUUUAACAACCUGAUGGUGGGUCUGGUGCUGCUGACCAGAGGCCGUGAUGAGGAGAAGGCUAAGUACCUCUUCAGCCUGUUUGCGAGUGAUCUGGGGGGAUACGCUGCCAGAGAGGACAUUGAAGCGGUUCUGCAGGUUCUGGAUGGAGAAGUCCCAACCUCCCUUAAAAAGUGCUUUGCUGAGAGUGACAAGGUGAACUACGAGCGCUUCAGGAACUGGCUCCUGCAGAACAAAGAGGCCUUCACUCUGUCCCGGUGGCUGCUGUCUGUAGGAGUGUGUGUGACUCUGACGGAUGAUAGCGACACACCCACUUUCUACCAGACUCUGGCCGGCGUCACACACUUGGAGGAGUCUGACAUCAUAGACUUGGAGAAGCGCUACUGGCUUCUGAAGGCUCAGUCCAGAACCGGUCGCUUUGACUUGGAAACCUUCGUCCCGCUGGUGUCUCCUCCCAUCCACGCUUCACUGAGUGAAGGCUUGUUUCAUGCCUUUGAUGAGAAUCGGGACAAUCACAUCGAUUUUAAAGAGAUUUCAUGUGGACUCUCCGCAUGCUGUAGAGGGCCCGUCGCUGAACGACAGAAAUUUUGCUUCAAAGUGUUUGAUGUGGACCGGGAUGGUGCUCUGUCCAGAGACGAGCUCCAUGAAAUGGUUGUGGCCCUGCUGGAGGUGUGGAAGGACAAUCGCACCGACACAAUCCCCGAGCUGCACAGCAGUGUGUCGGACAUCGUGGAGGAAAUCCUGAAGACGCACGACACGACCAAGCUGGGUCACCUGACCCUAGAGGACUACCAGAUCUGGAGUGUGAAGAGUGCUUUGGCCAAUGAAUUCCUCAACCUGCUCUUCCAGGUUUGCCACAUCGUGUUGGGGCUCAGGCCAGCUACUCCUGAAGAGGAGGGCCAGAUCAUCAGGGGUUGGUUAGAGAGGGAGAGUCGACAUGGACUGCAGCAAGGUCAGAACUGGUUCCUGAUCUCCAUGUUGUGGUGGCAGCAGUGGAAGGACUACGUUAAAUAUGAGCAUAAAGGCAUCGUGGUGGAACAGCCGUCCAUCCUGAGCUCACUCAGAACCCCCAUGGCCACAGCCACCGUAGAGCCCGCCCCACCUGACAGACCCGGAGGUCUUGGAGUCUUUGUCCUCUCCAGUCCCUCCGAGGAGGAGUCUCCUGAUGCUGUGUCCACUGCCUCUGAAGCUACAGAAACAGCCCUCAGCCCUCAGCUCGCCCCCUCAGCUACAGAGAGCUGUUUUGCUCGUCAGCACAAUGUAUCUGACAACAACAACCAGUGUUUUUCCGGAGCUAACGGCCACCUGCCCUCCCAGCUGACAGCACAAAGACCUGGAGCCAUCGACAACCAGUCUCUGGUCACCACAGACCCCAUGAAGGCCCCUACGUUAACAAUGGAGGGUGGGAGGCUGAAGCGCUCCUUGCAGCUGGUGCCUGGCAGAGACUUUGAGACGGUGCCGGAACCAGUGUGGCGGGCCCUCUACCACUGGUAUGGUGCCAACCUGAGCCUGCCACGGCCGGUAAUCCUGGACAGCAAGACAAGCCAAGCCGAGCUGGAGCUCUUCCCCCGCUACCUUCUCUUCCUCCGCCAGCAGCCAGCCACGCGCUCCCCCCAGUCCAACAUUUGGGUCAAUAUGGGUAUGACCAGCCUGCGAAUGUUUCCACCGUAUUUACCCCCACCAAGAGCAGGAAAUGUCCCAUCUCCUAACGCUCCACUGAAGAGGAUGCUGGCCUACACCGGCUGCUUCAGCCGCAUGGCCACCAUUAAGGACAUCCACCUGUACCUGUCCCAGAGGCUCCGGAUCAAGGAGGAGGACAUGAGGCUCUGGCUCUACAACAGCGAGAACAACCUCACCCUUCUGGAUGAUGAAGACCACACACUGGAAAGCCUGAAGAUCUACGAUGAGCAGCAGCUGGUUAUUGAGGUGAGAAACAAAGACAUGAGCUGGCCUGAGGAAAUGUCUUUCAUCGCUAACAGCAGUAAAAUGGACCGGCACAAAGUUCCUACGGAGAAAGGAGCCACUGGCCUCAGUAACCUUGGCAACACCUGCUUCAUGAACUCCAGCAUCCAGUGUGUGAGCAACACCAAGCCUCUCUCAGACUACUUCCUCUCAGGGAAACACCUCUACGAGCUCAACAGAACUAACCCCAUCGGGAUGAGAGGUCACAUGGCCAAGUGCUACGGUGACCUGGUGUUGGAGCUGUGGAGCGGCACGCAGAAGAACGUGGCUCCACUCAAACUCCGGUGGACGAUAGCAAAGUACGCCCCACGCUUCAAUGGCUUCCAGCAGCAGGACUCUCAGGAACUCCUGGCCUUCCUCCUGGAUGGACUCCAUGAAGACCUGAACAGAGUCCAUGAGAAGCCUUAUGUGGAGCUGAAGGACAGCGAUGGUCGGCCAGACUGGGAAGUGGCAUCUGAGGCGUGGGAGAACCACCUGCGCAGGAACCGCUCCAUUGUGGUGGAUCUGUUUCACGGUCAGCUUAAGUCCCAGGUGAAGUGUAAGACCUGCGGUCACAUCAGCGCUCGCUUUGACCCCUUCAACUUCUUGUCUCUACCCCUGCCCAUGGACAGCUCCAUGCAUCUGGAGAUCACUGUCAUUAAACUGGACGGCUCCACGCCGGUGCGCUACGGGCUGAGGCUGAACAUGGAUGAGAAGUACACUGGGCUGAAGAAACAGCUGAGUGAGCUGUGCAUCCUGAAGCCUGAGCAGAUCCUGCUGGCUGAGGUCCAUGCCUCCAACAUCAGGAACUUUCCUCAGGACAACCAGAAGGUUCGCCUGUCAGUCAACGGCUUCCUGUGUGCCUUUGAAGUUCCGGUACCGGGUUCACCAACGUCUUUGAGCUCGCCCACGCUGACAGACAUCACCCCAACAGCCAAUGGUUCUGCUGCUAACGGGCAUCUGGCCAAUAACUCCAUCCUUAUCCCCAACGGAGGACCUGUCACCAUGGUGUCCUCCAGGUCAGACUCCCCUCUGAUGAACGGGGUUGCUAACGGACACAUCACACCUGUGCAGGAGAGCCCCUUUAUUGGAUACAUCAUCGCCAUGCACAGGAAGAUGAUGCGCACAGAGCUGUACUUCCUGUCGUCUCAGAAGAACCGACCCAGUUUGUUUGGAAUGCCGCUCAUUGUUCCCUGUACCGUCCACACCAGUAAGAAGGAUUUGUACGACGCCGUCUGGAUCCAAGUGUCUCGCCUCGCCAGCCCGCUGCCCCCGCAGGAGGCCAGCAACCACGCCCAGGACUGUGACGACAGCAUGGGCUACCAGUACCCUUUCACCUUACGAGUCGUUGGGAAGGAUGGGAACUCCUGCGCCUGGUGCCCCUGGUACCGGUUCUGCAGAGGCUGCACCAUAGACUGUACAGACGACCGAGCAUCUGUUGGGAAUGCUUACAUAGCUGUGGACUGGGACCCCACCGCCCUGCACCUCCGCUACCAAACCUCCCAGGAGAGGAUUGUGGAGGAGCACUGCAGUGUGGAGCAGUCUCGUCGAGCUCAGGCUGAGCCCAUCAGCUUGGACAGCUGUCUGAAAGCCUUCACCAGCGAAGAGGAGCUGGGGGAGGACGAGCUCUACUACUGCUCCAAGUGUAAGACCCAUCGGCUGGCCACCAAGAAGCUGGACCUCUGGAGGCUCCCGCCCAUCCUGAUUGUCCACCUGAAGCGCUUCCAGUUCGUUAACGGUCGCUGGAUCAAGUCUCAGAAGAUUGUCAAGUUCCCGCGGGAGAAUUUUGACCCAAGCGCCUUCCUGGCUCCCAGAGACCGGGAUCAUCACUCCCUCCACUCCUGCAGUGAGAGCGAAGACCUGCUGAGAGUCGGGGAGGACAACCUGUCCUCCAUCUCUGCUCCAGCUGGCUUCUGCAACUUACCCAAAGUGUCGCCUGCCUCCAGCAGGAGAUCAGCACCUUCUCUCAGCCGGACCAGCAGCCCCUCCGGCAGCCCAAAGACAGGUGGCCGCAGACCGGGCCGGUUACGUCUGCCUCAGCUUGGUAGCAAACAUCGGCUCUCCAACAGCAAGGAGAACCUGGAGGGAGCUGCUAAUUCUCAAUCGGAGUCCAGGGAAAGUGGGCCACUGGCAGACGUGGAGGCAGCAGGUGCGGGUCUUACCGGGUCGACAGAGCAGUUGGCGUCAGAGUCAUCCUGCGGCACCGAAGCAUCCAGCAGCCAGUGUGACGUCGUCCUGAUGAACGGAGACAGUAACGAAAUGGGCUCAGACUGCAGCAUAGAGAGCAGCGCCGACGCUGAUGGGUCGCUGCCACAGCACAGGGACAACAUGUCUCUGGACGCCAUCUACAACCUCUAUGCAAUCUCAUGCCAUUCAGGAAUCAUGGGAGGGGGCCACUAUGUGACGUAUGCCAAAAACCCCAACGACAAGUGGUAUUGUUACAACGACAGCAGCUGUAAGGAAGUGCAUUCUGAAGAGAUCGACACGGACUCCGCCUACAUCCUCUUCUACGAGCAGCAGGGAGUCGACUACUCCCAGUUCCUGCCAAAGAUUGACGGCAAGAAGAUGGCUGACACCAGUAGCAUGGAUGAAGACUUUGAGUCGGACUAUAAGAAGUACUGUGUCCUCCAGUGACCGCUGCUCGUCUUCCACUGGUCAGCACUACACGGCGCUCUGAGCGGAGCCGGCCCCUUGGACUCAUCUGAUGGCUGCUGGAGGACGGUCCUCUCUGUCACAGCACUUUUUAUUAAUGAUCUCAAAUAUGGAAUAGUGAACAGGUUAGUCCAGGCUGUGGUGACACCCCCCCCCCCCCC
Messenger RNA from Nothobranchius furzeri (turquoise killifish), 5135 nucleotides. RefSeq names its product ubiquitin specific peptidase 32 (gene usp32). Gene Ontology annotation, cellular component: Golgi apparatus. NCBI's taxonomy places the organism in Eukaryota, Metazoa, Chordata, Actinopteri, Cyprinodontiformes, Nothobranchiidae. Gene Ontology annotation, biological process: protein deubiquitination. Gene Ontology annotation, molecular function: calcium ion binding; cysteine-type deubiquitinase activity. The record is from RefSeq and is a predicted model, not a curated record.